Salarias fasciatus (jewelled blenny) is the source of this 3329-nucleotide messenger RNA. It is a transcript of the gene rab23, whose product is annotated as RAB23, member RAS oncogene family. The transcript has 7 exons. Lineage: Eukaryota; Metazoa; Chordata; Actinopteri; Blenniiformes; Blenniidae. The record is from RefSeq and is a predicted model, not a curated record. Gene Ontology annotation, molecular function: GTP binding; GTPase activity. The coding region runs from base 388 to 1095 and encodes 235 amino acids.
CGCAGCGUAGCGAGCAGGAGCGGAGGGUCGCAGCGAAUAUAGAUGGCUUUAUAUCGUUAUUGCCUCAAUAUCACAUAUUUCUUCCUCAGUUGUUAACGUUAGAGGAACUUUGUCUAUCAUUUUGAGGCAGAGCACACCCAGGCUGUGAACUUAUUUGACAGAAUCGAGCAGCGAGUGGAGCGGGUGGGUGUUUUCUCUGGGAAAAGUGGCUAAGCUUAGCUAGGUAACCUUAGCGCCUCUUGCCACGGGGAAGGCGAGCACAGCGCGGCCGGAGAAAUGCUAUGGUGGGUUAGCUGUCAGCGUUAGCGCUUCUCAUGUCCACGGAUCAGCUUUGAGGUGGUAUCACAGGCACAGUGGAAGAGAGACAACAAUCCAGACGUCGCCACCAUGUUGGAGGAAGACAUGGAAGUGGCCAUCAAGGUGGUCGUGGUCGGCAACGGGGCUGUUGGCAAGUCCAGUAUGAUCCAGCGUUACUGCAAAGGGGUCUUCACAAAGGAUUACAAAAAGACCAUUGGAGUGGACUUUUUGGAAAGGCAGAUAGUUGUGAAUGACGAAGAGGUGCGACUGAUGCUGUGGGACACUGCAGGCCAGGAGGAGUUCGACGCCAUCACGAAGGCUUACUACCGAGGUGCCCAGGCAUGUGUGCUGGUCUUCUCCACCACAGACAGGGACUCGUUCCAGGCGAUCGACAGCUGGAGGGAGAAGGUGGAAGCAGAAGUUGGAGAUAUUCCCACAGUUCUGGUGCAAAACAAAAUUGACCUCCUGGAAGAGACUGUUAUUAAAAACGAGGAGGCGGAAGCAUUAGCUAAAAGGCUGAAGCUCAGGUUUUACCGCGCUUCGGUGAAGGAGGAUCUUAAUGUCAACGAGGUUUUUAAGUACUUAGCUGAAAAGUAUCUGCAACGACUCAAACAGCAAACAGCAGAGGAGACGGAGGUGGUUCACACAACAAGCAAUAAAAUAGGUGUUUUUAAUACCACCAGUAGUAGUGUCUGCAACCAGAGCUCCAGCAACGGCAGAGAAGUCAUCACUCUGCGACCUAACAAGCAGAGGACCAAGAAGAGUAAAAAUCCUUUUGGAAGCUGCAUCCUACUCUAGAAAAACACACGUCUAACUCAACAAACGACAAUAACUCUCCAGCCAGAUUGACUACAGUCGUAUAUUCAAUGGAGGUAGCCACAGAUAGAGACCAAAGCCCACACAGACUGAGAAAUACGUUACAUUGUACUACUUUAUUAACCUGAUUAUGUUUAUUCUGUGCCCUGGGUCGUUUCCACACGUUGUUAGUUGUAGUUUUUUUUUUUUUGUUUCAGCCACAGUUCACCAUCCUUGUUGUACACACUCGGGUCCUGGUUCAGGUUGCCUUAAGAAACACCUGCAGCUACAGUGUGUUGCCCCCAAACAAGUUCGCUUCUGUCCAUGUCACACUUUGUUUUUUUUCUUUUUUUGAAGAUGACUUGACGCUGACAUUGAAAUAUGUACCAGCAGAAAUUGCACUCUUUACUCUGAGGAAACAUUUCGUCCUGGGCGUGACCGCACCGUCACUCGUUCCAGUGUUUGACGUUUCAGCUGUGCAAUAUGUUUGCAUGUAUUGUAAACAAUAAGCAGAUUGUUUUGUACCAUAUUUUUCUAGUUCUCAACAGAACGUGGUCCGGGCUGUGCCGUCUGUCCCUGUCUAAAAUCCAGAGUUGGAUCUCUGCGUGAGUAUUUUUGUACGACGCACAACAGUGUUGGGUGAUAUUUUGUGCCAAAUUCUCUCUGAACUGUGGGUGUGUGUGUUACACUGCAGUGAUUUGGAUAUAACAUAGACAGAUUGACCGAAUGUGCUUCUGUGUUUAACCAAAUAAUGACCACUGACACUAAAGUUGUCCUUUAUAUAUAAUGUUAGCCUGACUUCUUCAGAUACACUAAUGAAAUAAUGGUGAUUCUAUCUGUCGCAAUCUGUUGCCUUCUGAUGGUUUUGACUGCAGUUGUUUACACUUUCUGUAUUUAAAAUAGCAACCUAAACAGCCAGCAGUGGUUCAACUGGUUAUAUAUUCAAAUUUAGCUAGAUUUCAAAAUUUUCCUCCACUCAACUUGGAAUAAUCUUUUCUUUUCCUUCCGAUUAUCUUGUGAAGUAUUCUUUUAAAUUCACCUUUAUAUGCGUAAUCCUUCUCUUCAUUAAAAAGCAGAGGCAUGUGCAGAGAAAGCGGAGCGCUCAGUAGUGUGCCUGUGGCACGGUGCUAUGGACAAGAUGCAAACCGACUGAAAACUCGGACUGUACGUUUUGCUGCAGAAGUGCUUGCGUGGGCCUGAAUAUGCAAGAAAAAGAUCUUCUCAUCACACGAUGGUACUCCCCAGAGUCCGUCGUCAGUUGUGAGCAGUUUGCCACUUGCCUUGUCUGCUCCGCGCCUUCCUUUAAACUCAUCUUGAGGACACUGGUUCACCAAGCACAAAGUGAUGUGGCUGUCUCAUCGUAAAUCUGUCUGAAGUCCCUAAAAUUUCGUUAUUAGUGGUGAAAAGUUGUGCGACACAGGGGGAUUUGAGUACAUGUGACAGCUGGGAAUACAUUUGCCUGCAUGCUUUAAUCUUUGUCUAAAAAAGAAAACUGUAACUGAACUCUGAUCUGUGUUCAGGUGUGGCUGGAUUCAUCUAUUCUUCCUCCUAAUUAGUCUGUUGUGAAAAUUUCCAAAAGCCGCUUUAACAUGUGUUCCACCAGCUCGACCAAUGGUACUAAAGACCGGGCGUUGUUUCAAUCCGUAUGUAAACUGUGCUGUUUUUUGGGGGGGUGAAAACAGUCAAAUGACAUAAGUGUACUGCAUGCAAGCCUUAUUUUCACGUCAGUGAAUGUUCAACAAUGGUUUCAAUGCCUUGUCUAUGUUUACAUUCUCCAUCAUCCAGAAAGCAUUGUAACUCCUCUUGCUGAAAUUGCCUGCACAGUGAAUCUGUAAAUAGUUACUUUACAAGCUUUCUUUCAUUUUGAACAUUGUGUUCAUCUUUUCUUCUUCUUCUUUUUUUUUGUGCAAUUUGACUGAAUAGUUUGAACGCACUUUACUGUUAAAACAACCUUAAAUCUCAAGAUAAAACUAACCAUACUCGCGUGCCGUCACUCAGGUGUAAUAAUGUGUCUUACUUUUACUCUUUUUUUUUUUUUUUUACAUCACUUCAGUUUCUCAUGUAUAGAUAGAAAAACCUACCUAUAAAUUCUAUCAUUUUGAACAAAAAAAAAAAGCAGUGCGGCAGUUUUUCUUUAACUGCAUCACAAACUGGAGUGUGCAGAUGCACAUAUGUUAUAUUUAGAGGAAAAAUGUUUGAUGGCAAUCCGAUACAAAUAAAAUUCUACUCUUCCUUGG